Messenger RNA from Notodromas monacha, 1360 nucleotides. The record is from the annotation of a GenBank genome assembly. NCBI's taxonomy places the organism in Eukaryota, Metazoa, Arthropoda, Ostracoda, Podocopida, Cyprididae.
CCGUGGACACGUUCUUCCUGCUCAGCGGGCUAAUGGUCGCCUACGUCCUGUUCAGAGACCUGGAACGGUCCGCGGGCAAGUUCAACCUGCCGCUGUUUUAUCUCCACCGCUACCUGCGACUCACCCCGCCGAUUGCCAUUUCCUUGGCUGUUUUCGCCACUUUUGUGCCGAAACUGUAUGCGUCACCCUACUGGAACGGGGCAUCAGCCACUGCUGGCGUGUGUCAGCAAAUAUGGUGGAGGACUCUGUUGUAUGUGCAGAAUAUCCCGAGUUUUGAGCCGGAAUUCACUGACCAGAAGCUGGUGACGGACGCCACUGUGGGCUGUAUUGGCCAGCUCUGGUACGUGUCAAACGACAUGCAAAUGUACCUGUUUGCCCCAUUGGUGCUGCUCCCGCUGUUUUACCGUCCAUCAAAGGCGGCCUUCGCCUGGAUCGGCUUUGUUGCCAUAGGCGCCGCCGUGGCGCCGAUGAUCGUCAUAUGGCACUACGAUCUGGCAGCCACUAUGCUCCCUAUGUCGGCUACGACCCAAGAAUACUUCGAAUACAUAUACACUGCUUCGUAUUCCCGUGCUGGACCUUACGUCAUUGGACUCAUCUUUGGAUAUCUGCUGCAUCGAACGGGAGGGAAGAAGUUGAUCUUGCCAAAGUGGGUGGUUUACGGAGGUUGGUUGACAGCAUCAGUGACUGGUCUAGCCAUUGUCUAUGGACUACGAAGGUACAUUUCCUUGGAGGAACCUUCACGUCCUCAAAUGAGUCGUGCUUUGCCUGUGUCCACGGUUAUGGAGCUCUUCAUGCCCCUGGGGAGACUGACUUACUGUUCCUAUCUCCUGUCUCUCAUGAUUCAGCAAAUUUACCAAUGGUCUCGCAAAACGGUUCCACACCUGGAUCACCUGACCAUGCUCUACUGGUUCUUUGGGACAAUGGUCUUGACUAUCUCUUGUGCAUUUGUCAUGUCCUUGCUGUUUGAAGCACCAAUUAUUGGAUUGGAAAAGAUCAUCUUUGCUCCCUGCACUGGCAAUGCAAUUUCCAAGAAGAAAGCAACUGCGGAUGAUAAGCAGGACAUUGUGACACAAGAGGACCCCGAAAAAGGACACGAAAAUGGAGGAUUGAAGAUUUCUGCAGAAUGAUUCAGGAAAAGAUUAUUAAGAAAUUUGUAAUUUCUUCUGCUGCUUUUUGCUAGUCGGUGUUGUGACGGCUUGAAUGAAUGCUUCCUUUUGAAUGCUUCUCGAAAUUACAUUCCCGCUUCUUUCUUGUUAAAAUUUCUGCACCUUCAUUUCUGAAUCAACAGAAAACAUGUAUGGAAACAUUAUUUUAAAAUUCUUGAAGGUCGUAUACUGAGACUUUUCUUUUUGAUGAAUCA